Hordeum vulgare subsp. vulgare (domesticated barley) is the source of this 1326-nucleotide messenger RNA. Its product is annotated as short-chain dehydrogenase TIC 32 B, chloroplastic-like. The transcript is spliced from 5 exons. NCBI's taxonomy places the organism in Eukaryota, Viridiplantae, Streptophyta, Magnoliopsida, Poales, Poaceae. Bases 24 to 1112 code for a protein of 362 amino acids. The record is from RefSeq and is a predicted model, not a curated record.
UCUCACCCUCUGCAGCCUCCUCCAUGAGCGCCAUGCUGAGCUCGCUGAGGUACCUGGCCGGCUCGUCCGGCCCGAGCGGCUACGGCUCGCGCACCACCGCCGAGGAGGCCACCCUGCCCGCCGGCGACCUGAGCCACAUCACCGCCAUCGUCACCGGCGCGACCUCGGGCAUCGGCGCCGAGACGGCCCGCGUGCUCGCCCGGCGCGGCGCCCGGCUCGUGCUCCCGGCGCGCAACCUCAAGGCCGCCGAGGAGGCCCGCGCCCGCAUCCUCGCCGUCCCGGACGGCGACCGCGUCGUGGUGCUCCCGCUUGACCUCUCCUCCCUCGGCUCCGUCCGCCGCUUCGUCGCCCGCUUCCUCGCCCUCCGCCUCCCCCUCAACCUCCUCAUAAACAACGCGGGGCAGUACGCGGAGCGGUUCGCGGUGUCGGAGGACGGCGUGGAGAUGACCUUCGCCACCAACUACCUGGGCCACUUCCUGCUCACCAAGCUGCUGCUGCCGGCCAUGGCGGACACGGCCAGGGCCACCGGCGUGCAGGGCCGGAUCGUCAACGUCUCCUCCACCGUGCACGCCUGGUUCGCCGCCGGCGCCGAGGACGACGGGCCCCUCGCCUACCUCCGCCGCGUCACCCGCAAGGCCACGCCGUACGAUCCGACGCGGGCCUACGCGCUCUCCAAGCUCGCCAACGUGCUCCACACCACGGCCCUCGCCGGCCGGCUCAGGGAGAUGGGCGCCGACGUCACGGCCAACUGCGUCCACCCCGGCAUCGUCCGGACCCGCCUCAUCCGCGACCGCGCCGGCAUCGUCACCAACGCGGUGUUCUUCCUGGCGUCCAAGCUCCUCAAGACGGUUCCCCAGGCGGCGGCAACGACGUGUUACGCGGCGGUGCACCCGGCGGUGGCGGGGGUGUCGGGGAGGUACUUCGCCGACUGCAACGAGGCGGCGCCGUCGAGGCUGGCGUCCAGCGCCGAGGAGGCCUCCAGGCUGUGGAGCUUCUCCGAGGGCAUCGCCGCGGAGGAGAAGGAGAAGGAGAAGGAGAUGAGCCUCCCUGUCACCAGCUUCAGGUUCCAGGUCCAGAGCUCCAACGCCGACCGCGGCAUGGCCAUCGCCUAGAUCCGAGCACCGGAAGGUUAAUUUUGAUCGACGAACGGCCCCGAGAUGCCGCGGAACCUGAAAACGGAGGCUAGAUGUUAGUUUCAGAAAAUAUAUCACAGUAGAAUUAGCAGCAGUAGCAUAUAUACAUAUAUAUGUAUAAGAGUAUAAGAUGUAAAUACACAUACCAAUAUCAAUAUAUAUAUACUGUCAGUGCAAAAAUAUAAUGCCAGUG